Messenger RNA from Wasmannia auropunctata (little fire ant), 2012 nucleotides. RefSeq names its product serine/threonine-protein kinase OSR1. The transcript has 9 exons. Gene Ontology annotation, biological process: protein phosphorylation. NCBI's taxonomy places the organism in Eukaryota, Metazoa, Arthropoda, Insecta, Hymenoptera, Formicidae. The record is from RefSeq and is a predicted model, not a curated record. Gene Ontology annotation, molecular function: protein serine/threonine kinase activity; ATP binding. Bases 38 to 1528 code for a protein of 496 amino acids.
CAAGCACGCGCGCCUCGGCACGGCACUGGCCAGCAAAAUGGCGUCCGCGAGCACCUCCACGGUCGUGCAGGGCUGGCCGAAUACCAAGGACGAUUACGAGCUCAAGGAGGUUAUCGGGGUUGGAGCGACCGCCGUGGUGCACGCAGCGUUUUGCAUUCCGCGGCAAGAGAAAUGCGCGAUCAAGCGGAUAAAUUUGGAGAAAUGGAACACGAACAUGGACGAGCUGCUGAAAGAGAUACAGGCGAUGUCAUCUUGCAACCACGAAAACGUCGUGACGUACUACACGUCAUUCGUGGUGAAAGAGGAGCUCUGGCUCGUCCUAAGAUUGCUGGAAGGUGGAUCUUUGUUGGACAUCAUCAAACAUAAAACCAGGACCACCAAUUGCAAGCACGGGGUGUUCGAUGAGGCCACCAUAGCCACGGUGCUUCGAGAAGUACUCAAGGGACUUGAAUAUUUCCACAGCAACGGACAGAUUCACAGGGACAUAAAAGCGGGUAAUAUCCUACUAGGCGAGGAUGGCACGGUGCAGAUCGCCGAUUUCGGUGUCAGCGCGUGGCUCGCGACCGGACGCGACUUGAGCCGGCAAAAGGUCCGGCACACCUUCGUCGGUACGCCGUGUUGGAUGGCGCCCGAGGUCAUGGAGCAGGACCAUGGCUACGAUUUUAAGGCCGAUAUAUGGUCACUUGGCAUCACGGCGAUCGAGAUGGCAAGCGGCACGGCGCCGUACCACAAAUAUCCCCCGAUGAAGGUCUUGAUGCUGACGCUGCAGAACGAUCCGCCGACUCUGGAUACCGCUGCGGACGACAAGGACCAAUACAAAGCGUACGGGAAGACAUUCCGAAAAAUGAUCAUCGACUGUUUACAAAAAGAUCCUACGAAGAGACCAACGGCCACCGAGUUGCUGAAACAUCCCUUUUUCAAGAAAGCCAAAGAUAAGAAAUAUCUGCAGCAGACGUUAGUGGCGAUUGGACCCAGUUUAGAAACACGUGUACAAAAGGCAUCAAAGAGGCAACCCGGCACAUCGGGCCGCUUGCAUCGAACGGUGACUGGAGAGUGGGUCUGGUCGGAAGAGGAGAACAACGGUGACUCGAGUAGCGACGAGGGCAAGGAGACGUUACCGGUCAACACAAUCGAAAAGGCCAGUAGCGACGAAGAGGCCGGCGAGCCCGACGAAAGCUACGGUCAGAUCAAAGUAGCACCGAGCCAAAUAUCAAUUUUAGCUACCGGACAAAACGAGCCUAUUAACCUGGUGCUUAGAUUACGGAAUGAGAAACGGGAGCUGAAUGACAUUAGGUUUGACUUUACCGUUGGAGUUGAUUCUACACAGGGAAUCGCGGCGGAAUUGGUCGCUGCAGGCUUGGUCGACGGCAAGGACGUUGUGGUGAUAGAAACAAAUCUAAAAAAGUUGAUAGAGAGUGGAGGACAAUUGCGAACAGUGACGUUUUCCUUGAACACUGGUUAUGCGGUGAACGAAGUACCGGAUGACAAGGCGUUGAUAGGAUUUGCUCAGAUCUCCAUCACUGAAUAAAACAACCUCGAUCGCGUUCUAAACUCUCGGGAUAAUGUUCUUAAUUGGUACAUUUGCCAAGAUCCGGAGAGUACCAAAAGCUAAUGAAAAAAAAAAAAACGGCUAAAUGCUAUUUCUCAGGACGACAGUGAAAAGGAUAAGCUUGGCACAUAUAAAUGUACACGUGUAAAUCAGUGAAUUUUCGCCAGCGGAUCUUAGCUUUUGAUACUUUCGCUUCCUUCAGAUUCUAACGGUUGAUUGCAGGGCGUAGGUAGUUCGGCAAACAGCAUACUUGUUACAACACAUCGGUAAUAACGAACUGCUCAAGUGUGUGUCUGACAUUGUCAACGUUCACGAGGACAAUCGAACAGGGCGGAUACAUAAAAAAAAAACAUCCAUGUACUGGCUUAAGGGUAUACACUUACUCUAAUCAAUAAUGGCUGUAGUUUUGCAUAACCGAAUUGUAUCAUUCGUAAUUACGUUAUGUAAAUAUUAGUAUUCGAUC